UUUCUCUUCAUCCCUGUCGGCCACGGCUGUGUGUACGCCAUGGUCCAAGUCUCCGCACACCUAAGGCACCUGUGAUGUCCGCUAUUAUUUUAUGAUCUUAGCGUUUUCCCCUUUCCUUUCCCCACCGCUUCGAAAUCUUAAUACCGUUCGACAGAAAAAAUAAAAAAGUGAAAAAAUUAAGAAAAAAAAAGGAAGAAAAUAAUAAAGCAAAAGGUGUUCUUUAGUGUCGAUGCCGCUGCAACCGACUUCUUCUUUACUCUUCUUUCUCCAGUCCCCUGGCUUUCUUUGCCGAUUAUUUUAGUUUAUUUAAUAUUAUCCCGCCAGACGGUUCCGGGUCCCAGUGGUUUCAUUUCCAUGAUUCAAUAUUUUGGACGAUAAGGGGCGCGGCAAGCCAGUGCUUGCUGCAGCAGUCAUCACGGAAAAUCUAGACCGGUUCGCGUCUUCACACCUUCCGGCGUCAUCGCCAUCGUUCCAUUCCACAGUCCCACAAGAUAACCCUGACGAUCUCCAUCUGACAGCACCGUUGAUCUCGCAUCCGACUUCGCCAGGAGCGUCGAGUCUCGCGGCUUCUGGAUCGCCUGGCCGACAGCGUCCUCCGCGGCAACCCAACUCAACUCGGUCCUCGUCCCCGGAGAACAGGAAGCCGGAGAGUUCUUACUACACCACCGCCUGGGGCUCUCCGUACGCUGUGGACAGUCCGCGGAGGCUCUCAUGGUCACAUAGCGAAUACGCUAGUUUCGAUCCUGAUUCUAGAAGCAGCUCGCCGGAUUCAACACGAAGCAAUUUCUCCCGUCGAGCUGAAACGGAUAACGAUUUCCUAAAACCCUACGUUCCCAGGAAGAGCUCUGCUCGGCACUCGCAAAGCCGUGGAACCAGUCGUUCGCCCAGGCACGACUUGGGUAGUAGAAGAGGAGGAAAGACUAUCAAAGAUUUCACAAAGGAUUGGAUCAAUCAAUUCCUCUCAGGUCAGCCAAGGACUGAGCGAAGCAACUGGUUGAGUGACGACUCUGGUAGUGACUCUCAAUCGUUCCUGGCGUCCGAAGAUUACUUCGACGAAGACCCGUCGGACGGUUGGCUUGGUCUGGAAGGAAGCAGCCGUAACGAGGAUCUUCUCAGAACACCCAAGUCAUCGGACUUCAUUGGCCGGUCAAAGAGGCCGGGUCUGGGUGAGAAGAGGGCUGGUCUUCGACGGACCAAGCACGAGAGGACGGAUACCAUCAGACAAGAAGAUAUCUGGGGAUUCGCAUACGACAGAGACUCACAGUUCUUCAAGAUGUCCGAUGUAAAUAAUGGUCGGCCUGAUGGCGAGAAGCCGCUGCCCCCGGUACCACAGGAACCUUCGGCAUCCUCCACGGGGUCAUCAAAUCCUAAAACCGAAAACCCCGCCACAGAGCCGUUACCCCCGCGGCCCAAGAAGAAAAUGCUAUGGCGUGGAAAAGCAUGUAUUAUUGCACUCCCGCGAGAUGAUAAAAGAGGGUCUGAAGCGUCUGGGUAUCGUCUCUUGACCGCUGAAGACGUAGAGCGACGCCUAAAAGAGUGGGAAGACGAAGGCUUUGACGUUCGCGGUUUCAGCGUCGGUGCCCCAGAGGAUCCUACCGCGGUAGGGGAUCUGGGCGGCUUAAGUCGCCCCCCUUAUCCCGACCCUGCUGAGUCUCAGGAAGAGUGGAAGGCCGGGAGGUACGGAGUCAGCUUCCCAAACAGAGCGGAAUGGGAUGCUUAUGUCAACUACCUCCAAGAAGAGAAGUUACGCGCCCUGGGAGUGUCCUUAGGGGACGAAGACGAACAGUUACCUUCAGUUUCACCAGUUUCAGCUGCUAUGAGCCAGGUUGCUCCUCCGUUCCCUGGCCUCGUCGCAUCACCGCCUAUUCCGACAGCGUCUGCUGGGAGUAACCCGCUCGGUGUAGCCAAUCCGUUUUCCCCUGUCUUUAGCCAGUCAGCCAACGUAAGUACUGGUAUAGCGUCUUUAGCUUCUCCGGUCUCUCAGCUGAGUGUGCAGUCACCAUUCUUUGGGGUUGAUCAGAAUGUUCUGGGAGGAUACCCCAUUCAGUUCCAACCUACACCACCAGCACAGGGCCCUCUCACCCCUCAACUGUUUAAUACGCGCCAAGGUGUCAUAUCAACGCUUCCUGGAAAUCUUCCAAACCUGACAUCAAUUUUGCCCCCGGUCUCGCCGUUGAAUAAUGGUGUAUUCCAAUCAAUUCCACCGAAGGAUUCUAUGGAUGGCCGCUUUGUCCACGACUUCCAGGGCGAGGAUUCUGACAUGCGUUCUCCGCCUCCUAAUUUUAACCAGGUCGAAAUUCAUACACCGCCGGGCAACUUCCGUGUGUCUAACGUUGAGAUUGCCCAUCCAACACCCCGUGGUCAUGAUCAUAAUCUGAGCGAGACAUUGCAGAAAGGACUAGAUGAAGCUGAGCAGCCUGAUUAUCACCUAGAGGAGUCAAUAGAGCGGCAAUUGGAUGAAGAAGAACAUAACCAUUUUGGUCGAUCUGGGCUAUCGAGCUCUCGAUGGGCUGUGUCUGGAGAUCAUCCAAUUCAGAACAACUUCCAGCAGAAUGAUCCGUCAUUUUCUUCCCACCCGUCUCACGACUAUUACAACGGAAAUUAUGGUGAGGACUAUGGUCAAGAGGGGUCUGAUUUCGAUACCAACCCCAGUCUGGCUGGGACACCUCAGAGACAACAGCAGCCUUUGCCUUGGCAUCAAGCCAAGCCAAGCGCUGGGUUGUUUGGUAGUGGACAUCAGACGCAUCAUUCCGUAACAUCAACCUUCAAUGUGGAAGCAAAGGAGUUUGCGCCCGUUUCGGUACCCUUCCAAGGGAAUGUCUUUCAGCCUUCGGGGCCUGGAAAACCUAUAUUCACGUUCAACUCCGGUCCGACAUUCGAUCCAGCAGCAGCCCCUAAGCAUGCGGCCGCUUUCAGUGAUCAGAACAAGGCGUAUCCAGGCGGAUACAAAUUUUCUACCGUCAACUUCAAUGCCGACGCUCCUGUCUUUAAUCCAAAUGCCAGUGUGAAUUCGACAGGUGCCGUUGAGGGACCUGCAAACGGCGGAAACAAGAUUUUCGCGGAUAUUGAUUGGGCUCAAAUAACGAAGCCGGCUAAAAAAUCCAAAGCGAUUCCUAUUGUGCGGCCUGAUGACAGCGAACAUGAAAGCAAGCAAAAGGAGACAGACAGAGAUAAUAAUGACAACUAUCGAUCUGCCCCCACGGAUCGUCACAAGCGCGUUCGCCGUAGUAACGAGGGGAAUGACAUGGACAAGGACGCUAAGCUUGACAGGCCUGUUCAUGCUCUCACCGAAACGAGCAAUGUUCCAGUGGCUCCAUCAUCGAAUAGUAUGCCACACUCAUCAGCUGAUGGCAAGGAGAAUAAGGCCCCCGGUGGAGAUAACAAGCGUGCAGCAGAGGGACCACCUUCGGGUGUUGAUGAGAAGCAAAUUGAGCGGAUUGGAACUCCUGCAAGCGAAGCUACGACAUGGAUAUCCGAAGGACACAAGAACGAAAAGGAGGAUGCUGCAGUUAAUGCUGCAGCUGCGGAUUCAUCUGGGCAACCCGGAGAGCAGAGUGAAAAUCCCGAAUCGGCUGCUACGAACAAAGAUGAACCGUCCAAGCCAGCUACUCAGGAAUCCAAAGACGCAGCAAAGAGCUCUUCUGUAUUAUCACCAUCGGCAAGGCCGUUCGAAUUUAAGCCUGCCGUGCCAGAAUUUAUCCCUCCAGCGGCAGAGCCACCAAGUGUAACCGCCGAAGCGAGCGUUCACGAGCAAAUCCCAACCUCUAUCAAGGAUGAACCCGAGGUGGAGACGAAAGUUCCUACGUCACCUACUGUCGCUCCCCCGUCGGACGACAAUACAGUGGAGGAAUCACUUGAUGAGAGAGAGCUUAACGCGAUUAUGGACCAGUUAAAUGGAGACUCUGAUAUUGGUGUUGAGAGGCAGGAGAGCCCUAGUUUCAUGGAUAAUGUAGCGGAAUCCAUUGAAAGUCGUUCAGCAGGUCAAUACCUUGUCCCGGACAACCGAAGCAAUGCUCCCAGUCCGAGUCCAAGGCGUUUGCAGGAUCCUCGUAUGGUGACAAUACCUAAGUUUGGAUCAUACUUUGAUCCUCGGGCCCCGAUCAGUUUGUCUCCUCAGAGAACUCUCGCUAAUGGAAUUCAUUCUUCCGUGCAACAUCUAAUCAAUGAGAACGAUCACAUAAGCGACUGGGGAGAUAUGAUCUCUUCCAGCGAAGAUGAGAAAUUUGCGGUCAAGAGCCAGUUCUUCGGCCGUCGUGUCAAUGAUCUUGACGGAGGAGCCCUAGAAGAGCGGUUGAUUUCCCUUGAACGCACCCUUGGCAUUAUUCAGCAGUCAAUGGCGUCCAUGAUUUCCAAGUCUGCGAACCGAAGGGCUUACAGGGGAUUUUCUCCUGAUUUCGACAGCAGCGAUGCCGACGCUGACGAUGAGGAUGAAGGUGAGGAAGGAGACAGUACAUUCCCCAGGACAAGGGCGACAUUCGAUAAAAGAGAUCGAAGGUUCGAUAAGUUGAGGAGUAUAGUGAUGGAAGCAAUGGCGACUUACGCGCCUCGCGAGGAAGCAGAACUUGCACAGCUCCGUGAAAGUAUCUCCGGGUUGAAGGAGCUAACCCUGCAUAAGUUGGCACAGGAUCCUACCGCUAAUCUUAAAGAAAUUAUGCAAGAGGUUGUUGCCAAUCAACUGGAUCUUCGAAAAUCCGAGGCGGAGGAAGUCGGUGCUGAAAGCCUUAUGCUUCAAAUAGACGGCCUGAAGACGAUGUUGAGGCUCGCAGAUGAGCGAGCCGAUGAGGAAUACAACCGGCGCAGGGAGUCCCAGGAGGUCGUGGCUGAGUUGAAGAGACUUCUGAAGCUUGCCGAAGAAGAGGCUACUCGCCACAGUGAAGCUGCCGAAGCCGCCGAGACUCGGCUACUUCAAUUCAAGGAAGAAAAGAUCCCUUACUUUGAAAAGCUUCAAUUUCAGGCCGACUCGCUUACCAAUGAGCGUGAGACGCUCCAGCUUACCUUGGCUGAACUUUCGUCCAAGAACAUCGUUCUUGAGGGUACCUUGGACGAGUACCGGGUUUCAAGUGAGAACUACAAGCGGGAAAGUGAGACCAUGAAGCAGCAAAAUAAGGAUCUCCUCAAGACUAUCGAGCACUUGAAGACACGGAUUGAUGAUAGCCUGAAUGGUAGACAGAACUUACGCGAGAAGUUUGAUCGUCUCCAGAACGACAUGGCUACUGUUGUUCGCGACGUAGCUCGGGACCAAGCGGCAUGGAGAAAGCGAGAAGAAGAGCAAAUUGCUCGUUACGACGGACUGCGCGCUACAUAUGAGAGAGAGGUGAGGCUACGUGAGAAGCUGGAGUAUGAUGUCAACGAACUUGAGAAGCAGGAGAGGGAAGCAACCAAACUGAAGUUCAUCUUCGGGCAAUCCCAGCAAGAGAAUGAAAGGUUGGAGGAGCUAGUCACAAACCUGCGGCUCGAGAAUCAUGAAUUGGAAAUUAAAGCGGCUCGCUUUGAACGCGAGUUCAACGAGGCCCGGGAGAGCAGCCGCAUGGAGAUCCAACGCACCCGGACUUCAUUCGAAUCCGACCUCGAGGCCGCCAAUAGCCAAGUCAACAUCAUCCGUGCUGAGCUGGAAGCCGAGAUCGCCCGUCUCCAGGCCCAGUUGGAUAAUGUCAAGUUGGAUGCCGAUACCUCACGGGAACGGUACGAAAUGCUGCUAGAGGAAGCCAACGAGUCCAAGGCCAAUGAUCUCGCUGCUGCUGCCGAGACCAGGACUAUUGAGCUUAGGGAACAGAGCAAGCUACACGAACGUGUCCUGAGAGAUCUGCAGGAAGAACAUGCACGCGCAAUGCGCAAUGUUACUGAAGACCACCAGCGGUCAGAGACCCUCUUGGCGGAACGGUUGGCAUUAUCGGACGAGAAAGUUGUGCAUCUUCAGGACCGCAUCCAUCACCUUGAAGAUAAGCUCGAGAUUGCGAACACCGCGGCUCGUGCAGCUGCGCAAGCAGCUCAAGAAGCCAAAGCGGGAAUUGCUUCCAGCUCUCCGGUUCCGGAGUCGACUUCUCCAUCCAUGCCAUACAGAAAGAACUCCAUGGUUCCCGACAAGAUCUCUCCUCAGGCCUUACGUGAGUCGAUUCUCGUACUUCAGGACCAACUGCAACAUCGUGAAACCCGUAUAGAGGAGCUCGAGCAGGAGCUCGCUGCUGUUGACAAGGAGGCGCCAAACAAGCUCAGGGAGAAGGACACGGAAAUUACGUGGUUACGUGAGCUCCUUGGCGUUCGUAUUGAUGACCUGCAGGAUAUCAUCAACACUAUUUCGAAGCCGUCAUUUGACCCGAACGCCGUGCGUGACGCUGCUAUUCGUUUGAAGGCCAAUCUGCAGAUGCAGCAGCAAGAGAAGGAACGAUCAUUGUUUGGUGGUCCAAGCUUACCAUCGAUCUCGUCUAUCGCUAGUCUGACGGCGUCGCCACGUUCUCUGCCACUAGCUGCAGCCGCAGCUUGGGGUAACUGGCGGAAAGCCAGAGAGAAAACGGACUCGAAUCAAUCUGAUCAGACGCCAUCCAAGCCCAGUAGCACAGCGAGUGCUUUCCUCUCGGGGCUACUCACUCCCCCAGGGUCCAAUAUCCGACAGCUGUCCAGAACCAAGAAUAACGGUAAUGAUGAUGCAACAGCACCCGGGUCAUCGACAACGGAAUUACAGCUGCCGUAUUCGGAAGGUCGACGUCCACUUAAAGCGUAUGCGCCGACACCGAUGAGACCACUGUCAUCUUUGCAUGCUCGUCAGACAAACAAUUCUAUUGAUGAGAGUAACGGCUCCCCUUCAGCACUGGAGCCACCGACCACCCCUCCCCUGCUUCGGAAGUCGAGCUAUGAUCACGAUGCAGAUCCUACGAGCUACGACGAUGGAAUCUUUGGAGAGGACUCACUGACUGGCUGUCAAGGUGGAAAGACGGUGUUUGAUGAUGAAUUAACAGCCAUGUCCCCUAAGGGGACAGUGGAUGAUGAUGGCCCUGGUCAUCGAGAAUCUGAACCGUUUGAACCACGGGCUUCUUAGUUGUCCCUAUUUCCUUUGCACUUUUUCCUUCCUCCAUUUUUUUUUCUUUUGCUUUGACUGAUAUUAUUUUGCAAGAUACCUCCGAGAUUUUAAAUCCCGUGGUGAAUCGGGAUAAGUUGAGAUUCUAUAUAUCGAGUUCAUUGAGUUAUUGAUUGUUGAUGGAUUGGCUGUUUAUAUUCCACUUUGUGUUCAUCACUUUAUUUUACCUACAUAUAUUUCUUUGAUCAAUACAUCAGUGAUACCACCUACUUUGACUGCAUGCAUUGAAUUUUUUUUCCCCCUUUUUUUUCUUGAAACAUACAUGUCUCGAACAGAGCGUGUAUGUGGACUGUACAAUUUCUUCUUUCUAUUAUUACAUUAUUUGACAUUUAAUUUAUCUAGUGAGUUCUUCUGUCUAAUGCUUUUAUGAUUGAUCUAUAGAUUGAGCUUUUCCUUCGUCCUGAAUAAUAAUGGACAGCAGCAGGACAAUGACAAAUUGAAGAACCACCAGUACAGUAUUACUCUGUAGCUGGUUACAAAUUCUACAUGUUAUUAUUCU
Monascus purpureus is the source of this 7571-nucleotide messenger RNA. The record is from the annotation of a GenBank genome assembly. Lineage: Eukaryota; Fungi; Ascomycota; Eurotiomycetes; Eurotiales; Aspergillaceae.